AUGCCCGGAAAGACUCUCCCGUCAUUUACGGAGGCCGAAGUGCGAUCCCACAACUCCAGCAAAUCCUGCUAUGUGACAAUCGAUUCAAAAGUUUACGAUGUGACCGAUUUUCUCGAGGGCCAUCCAGCAGGAGAGGAAGUGAUACUGGAAUGGGCAGGAAAGGAUAUCAAGAAUAUACUAAAGGAUGGAAGCUCUCACGAACAUUCCGACUCUGCUUACGAUAUCUUGGACGAGUAUCAUAUCGGUUUUCUGUCCAAUGUAGUCUCCAAGUCUGAGUCUUCUCAGGCCAAUGGCAACUCGCAGGCUAUUUAUGAGAAGACCGGCAUGGCAAACGAGAACGAUCUUUCCAUCGAGACCGAUAUUGCGUCCGAUUACAAGACGCAUAAAUUCUUGGAUUUGUCUAAGCCUUUGUUUCCUCAGAUCUGGUUUGGCGGUUUCUCGAAGGAAUUCUACCUUGAUCAAGUCCAUCGACCACGGCACUAUAAGGGAGGGGAGUCUGCGCCCUUGUUUGGAAACUUUCUGGAACCCCUUUCGAAGACUCCCUGGUAUGUUAUACCUAUUUUGUGGGUGCCUUGCGUCGCAUAUGGUACUAUGAUCGGUGCCGCUGGCUUGAACAAUUCUACUGCUUCCGUCGGAUACUUUGUGCUUGGCCUUUUUGUGUGGACUUUGCUGGAAUAUGGAAUGCACCGCUUUUUGUUCCACAUUGACAAGUGGCUUCCUGACAACCGGGUUGGGAUUACUGCUCACUUCCUGCUACACGGCAUUCACCACUAUUUGCCUAUGGACAAGUAUCGCUUAGUCAUGCCCCCAACACUGUUUGUGGCACUUGCUCUCCCAUUCUGGAAAGUUGCGCAUACGAUCCUUUACUUUAACUGGUAUGCCGGACUUCUCGGAUACUGCGGGGGCGUCGCUGGUUAUAUCAUGUAUGACAUGACACACUACUUCCUCCACCAUCGCAAUCUUCCUGCUUAUUACAAGCAGUUGAAGCAGUACCAUCUUCAACACCACUUCGCCGAUUUUGAGAAUGGAUAUGGCGUUACUAGCCGGUUUUGGGAUCGUGUAUUCGGCACCGAGCUAGAGUUGCCUCCUCCAAAGGUCAUCAAAACCCAGUAG
Molecule: messenger RNA, 1113 nt
Organism: Talaromyces amestolkiae
Lineage: Eukaryota; Fungi; Ascomycota; Eurotiomycetes; Eurotiales; Trichocomaceae
Exons: 2
Coding region: 1-1113 (370 amino acids)
Biological process (GO): fatty acid metabolic process; lipid biosynthetic process
Cellular component (GO): membrane; endoplasmic reticulum
Molecular function (GO): fatty acid 2-hydroxylase activity; iron ion binding; heme binding
Source: RefSeq, a predicted model, not a curated record